Molecule: messenger RNA, 3719 nt
Organism: Girardinichthys multiradiatus
Lineage: Eukaryota; Metazoa; Chordata; Actinopteri; Cyprinodontiformes; Goodeidae
Gene: tgfbrap1
Product: transforming growth factor, beta receptor associated protein 1
Exons: 13
Coding region: 265-2895 (876 amino acids)
Biological process (GO): endosomal vesicle fusion; vesicle-mediated transport; intracellular protein transport
Cellular component (GO): cytoplasm; membrane
Source: RefSeq, a predicted model, not a curated record
UCUUGAACGCAUCUUUGUUCCACCUGCAGUCAGCGGAGGUUCAGAUGGGAGGCGGUUUUUCUUUGGAUAGGAAGGACUCUUCCAGUAAAAACGCAGAUUUACUCAGUGCGGCUCGGUGCCUAUUUGGGCGCCAUGGCUAAAUUGAUGUGUAUUUCUAAAAACAUCCCUUGGCGGCUGUGUCCAGAGCAUUAGGGCUCGCCUGUUGGUGCUGAUUCGGCCUGCCGUCCUGAGCUCUGUCUGCAGCGUCUAGAUGCCUUGGCUGAGAUGAGUGUGAAGGCCUUUGAGCUUGUCCCCGCUGUGGAGCGCGACCUCCUCAUGGGCGACAAAGCUCGGAUCAACAUUGAGUGCAUCGAAUACUGCGGAAAGCACCUGUACGUGGGCACCAAUGACUGCUUCAUCCACCACUUCUUGCUGGACGAGGUCACUUCUUCCAAAGGCAAACUGAGCUACUCAGCCCAGAAGCUGCUUCACAAAUACCUCGGCCUCAAAAAACCGGUUGCCGAGCUGCGCGCCGCUUCUGCUUUGGAGCGACUCAUAGUGCUUUGCGACGGGAUAGUGUUCCUCAUCGACAUGGUGACACUGGAGUCUGUUCCUUCGGCAGCUGGCGGUGGGGUCAAAAUCAGAGGCGUGACUGCGUUCUGCGUUAACGAGAACCCCGUCAACGGGGAUCCGUUCUGCGUGGAAAUGGCCGUGCUGUCGUCCAAGAGGCGGACAGUUCAGAUUUACAUGGUCUAUGAGGACAGAGUGCAGUUGAUCAAAGAGGUGAAUUCUCCGGAGCAGCCCUGCGUUGUCAGUAUUGAUGGAUACUUCUUGUGCUUGGCCCUCACAACGCAGUACAUGAUCCUGAACUACAACACAGGAGCUUCGCAGGACCUCUUCCCUUACAACAGCGAGGAGAGGAGACCUAUUGUGAAGAGGAUCAGCCGGGAGGAGUUCCUCCUUGCAGCUCCGGGUGGUCUCGGGAUGUUCGCCAACUCAGAGGGCGCUUCUCAGCGGGCUCCGGUCAAUUGGUCGGAGAGCGUGAUCGCUGCCGCUGUGUGUUUUCCGUAUGUGGUUGCUUUGGACGAGAACUUCAUCACCAUCCACAGCAUGUUGGACCAACAACUGAAACAGACUCUUUCAUUCAGGGAUGGACACGUCCUGCAAGAUUUUGAAGGUAAAGUCAUGCUGGCUUCCACUAAGGCUGUUUACGUCCUGGUUCCUCUGCCACUGGAGAGGCAGAUUCAAGACUUACUGGCCAGUCACAGAGUGGAGGAAGCUCUGGUCCUAACAGAGGGGGCUCAGAGAAAUAUUCCCAAAGACAAGUUCCAGAUUUUGCACAGAAGAAUCCUUCAGCAGGCGGGUUUCAUAAAGUUUGGCCAGCUUCAGUUCCUGGACGCUAAAGAACACUUCAGGAAGGGACAGCUGGAUGUCAGGGAGCUCAUAUCUCUCUACCCCUUACUGCUACCAGCUUCCUCCUCGUUCAUGCGCUGCCACCCUCCUCUUCAUGAGUUUGCAGAUCUCAACCAUCUGGCCCAAGGUGACCAAGAAAAAGUGCUGCAAUGCAAGAAGUUCCUUAUCAGUUAUUUAGGAGAGGUUCGCAGCACAGACGUGGUGAAUGGCUGCAGAGACGACGUGGACACGGCUCUGUUAAAGCUCUAUGCCGAGCAGGAUCAUGACAGUCUGCUAGAUCUGCUGGCGUCAGACAAUUCCUGUGUGCUCACAGAUAGCAUUCCAUGGCUAGAGAAAUAUCACAAAUAUUUUGCACUUGGGCUGCUCUAUCAUUUUAAUGGUCAGGAUGCAGCAGCACUACAGCUGUGGAUUCGCAUUGUAGACGGCGAACUACAGGACUGUACAAGAUCGGGUCUGUACGAGUACAUUGUGGACUUUCUCUGCUGCUCUUCCAAUAUGAAGAUGGUGUGGAAGUAUGCAGACUGGGCCUUGCGGAAGGAUCCCACUACGGGUGUUCACAUCUUUACUAAGAGGCCUGUCUCCAAAGGUCGAUCAGAGGUGAACCCAGACGAGGUCAUCACCUACCUGGGAAAGCACAGCCAGGCUCUGCUUCUCUACUUGGAACACCUGGUGUUGAAGAGAAAAAUACAGAAGGAGAAGUUCCACACACACCUGGCUGUGUUGUACCUGGACAGGGUCAUGUUGUUGCUGUCAGAGUCACCAACAGAUGAGGGGCAGCUGACCAAAGCCAGGGAGAAGCUCCAAGCCAUGCUCAGGGAGUCCAGCUUAUAUCGUGUACAGUUUGUUUUAGGUAAAAUGGAGAACUGUGAAAAACUGCUGCUAGAGCGUGCAACACUACAUGGGAAACUAGAGGAGCACGACAAAGCACUGCACCUGCUGGUGCACAAACUCAGAGACUUCCCGUCCGCAGAGGCCUUCUGCAUCUGGGCCUCGUCCAGUCGAGAUCCUGCGUAUCGGCAGCAGCUGUUUCACCUUCUCCUGGGUGUCUACCUUGAUGGCAGCCCUCCUGGAAAAGCCCAAGGGGCCUGUGGCAGCAGGAGUGAGAUGGAGAUAGCCGCCGUGGAUCUCUUAAACAGGCACGGCGAGGUGUUCGAUGCCCUCCGCGUUCUACAGAUGCUCCCGGAAAACUGGUCGCUGCAGCUGCUGCGGCCUUUCCUAAACCGAGCCGUCAGGGCCAGCAUGCACACCAGCCGUACCUCCCAGAUCGCAUUGGGACUCACCCGCUCCGAGAACGUGCAGCUGCUGCAUGACAGGUUGAAGGAGCGAAGGAAACCGAUCCUCGUGUCAGAAAAGAAGGGAUGCCACUUGUGCCACAACACCUUCAGUGAGCCGAAUGUGGUUUGUCUGCCCGGAGGAGUGCCUGUCCACAUCCACUGUGCCGCACAGAGAGUUCGAGACUCUCCCACUAAGAAACUGUUAACCAAUUGCAGUAAGCACACGUGAGACUAGACAUUUCACACCACUGUCUGAUGUGUGAUUGGAGGCACUGAGCUGCAGCAGGAUGCACUGAGACAUUGGAUGGCUGCCACCUGUUGGGAGAACAAAGGACAGACGAGGAUCCAGUUUCAACCGUGGGGCGAACAACACGAAGGGAGCCAGCUCAGUGUGACUGUGUCUUAAAGAACAGAUUACUUCUGCUGUUUAUUCGUGUGCUGCAGCGCUACCACACGUUCUGACUUGAAAGUUGAGCUCAGCUUCUUUCUGUGUCCGUCCCGUCUUCACUCAAAUAGUUAAAAUCGUAAAUUAGAGAAACUGAUUUAACAACAGAAGAGGUUCAAAUAUUUCUGAAGCAUGAAAUAAUACCAGAACCCCUACGGUUUUUGUCCAGUCAGUGUGUAUAGUAAUACUGUCCUAAUGUGUGCAAUGCACGUUAGAUUUUAUUGUAAAAUACUACACACAGACACUUUGUGUCGUGUCUUUUACAAGAGCUGGUGUCUCUGCUGCCGCUUCCCCUCCUCAUCUAUAACAUCAGUCGUUCCUGUAUUACAGUGUUGUACUUGGUAACCUGCCAGCAACAGUUUGAUCCGACAUCAUUACAUUUUGAUCAUUAUUCAAGUAAAAAAGCUCGUCACCUGGUCAAGUAUGAGGAAAAGAUACGGGAUUGUUCAUGGAGAAAUGUACAUUUCAAUGUAGCUUCAGCUGCACAUGGGGGAAAUAAAUAAAAAAGUAAAACUUGUACAAUUGAUUAAAUGUUAUAUUCUCAGUGAACAUAUGGGCAAAAAUCUUAUUGUCUUGUUUUAACUAAUAAAAAGUGAUUUCCAAUGCUG